AUGCAAGGGCCAAUCCCUAACAUUAUUACCUUACCGUAUGGCAAAUGCCCACCAUUACACAUACAGGCACCGAGUUGGAGGCAUCUACUCAAGCUUUUAACGCGACUUAGUGAAAGCAGGGUUGAACCUACAGUUGAAGCUCUUGCUGGAGCGAAAAUGGAUUUAAAACUGCGGACUGUGAUUCAGUUCUUAAAGGUACACCACUCGUCCAACGAAUGGCGGACGAUAGUUUAUCUGACGAUCGAUACCCCGGUACCACCGACAACAACGAACAUUUUUAAAUAUACCAACGGAGAUGUCAAUACGUUACCGUUCUCUUAUUCAGUUUCGCCAACCCCUGCAUUGCUUCGCGCUGGCGCGGGUGAAUCUAACUUAUCAAAAAUCUUUACUAUACCUUCGACCGCCAAUACACCAUUCCCGACUCUUCCUAUGUCCCUUCCUGAUUUUGCUAUGUAUUUGCACGCUGUUCUGGAGGACUCACGUCGAGCUUCGAAUGAUAGUUCUGGUGGACUGAAGAAGCUUGCGAAGAUGGUGGAUACGUUUUAUCCUGCAUCGACUGAUGGGCUGGAAGGGAUUGGACCAGAGCCCGCUGGUCCUGACAGACGAGGAGUGGGUGGAUUCUUCCGACGGGCACUCGGGAGGGGGAAUAGGGAAUCUCAAAACCAGCGAGGUGGGAAUGCGGAACGAUUUGAAUUUAUCACACCUUUCCGAAUCGACGAGUAUCGAUGA
Molecule: messenger RNA, 729 nt
Organism: Fomitiporia mediterranea MF3/22
Lineage: Eukaryota; Fungi; Basidiomycota; Agaricomycetes; Hymenochaetales; Hymenochaetaceae
Exons: 2
Coding region: 1-729 (242 amino acids)
Source: RefSeq, a predicted model, not a curated record